AAAAAUUGGUCCAACACCAUUCGGUGAGUCGAGCAGAUCGGAGCUCUGCUGGCCCUGCUGGCCCUGCUGGCCCUGGUCUGGGGUUGGCUGCCCCGGUAUAAGCUUUCAACUUCCAAGCUCGCCCGGUCAACACCACGACUUUCCUCCUUUACCACUUCCUCUCCAGCUUCUCAAUCCCCCUCCCUCCCCGUCCCGUGUUCCCCAUCUCCACUCAGAACAGCCCUCAAACAUGUCUGCCAGAGGUUUCUCUUCGGCCCUGCGGCCUGCCGCCCGUCAAUUGACCAAGAACACGGCCCAGAGGCGCACCUUUGUCGCUGCCCUGAACGCCGCCUCGCGCACCUCUGCCGUCGCCCGCCCUGCUCUGGCCAGCCCCAUCCAGCAGCAGAUCCGUGGUGUCAAGACCGUGGACUUUGCCGGCCACAAGGAGACCGUCUACGAGCGCGAUGACUGGCCCAAGGAGAAGCUCCUGGACUACUUCAAGAACGACACCCUCGCCCUGAUCGGCUACGGCUCCCAGGGCCACGGCCAGGGCCUCAACCUCCGUGACAACGGCCUGAACGUCAUCAUCGGUGUCCGAAAGAACGGCAAGUCCUGGAAGGACGCCAUCCAGGAUGGCUGGGUCCCCGGCAAGAACCUGUUCGAGGUCGACGAGGCCAUCUCCAAGGGCACCAUCAUCAUGAACCUGCUGUCCGAUGCUGCCCAGUCCGAGACCUGGCCCCACCUGAAGCCUCAGAUCACCAAGGGAAAGACCCUGUACUUCUCCCACGGCUUCUCCCCCGUCUUCAAGGACCUGACCAAGGUCGACGUCCCCACGGAUGUCGACGUCAUCCUCGUCGCCCCCAAGGGCUCCGGCCGCACCGUGCGCUCCCUGUUCCGCGAGGGCCGCGGCAUCAACUCGUCCAUCGCCGUCUACCAGGACGUCACCGGCAAGGCCGAGGAGAAGGCCAUCGCCAUGGGCGUCGCCGUCGGCUCGGGGUACCUGUACAAGACCACCUUCGAGAAGGAGGUGUACUCUGACCUGUACGGCGAGCGCGGCUGCCUGAUGGGCGGCAUCCACGGCAUGUUCCUGGCGCAGUACGAGGUGCUGCGCGAGAACGGCCACUCCCCCAGCGAGGCCUUCAACGAGACGGUCGAGGAGGCCACGCAGUCGCUGUACCCCCUGAUCGGCGCCAACGGCAUGGACUGGAUGUACGAGGCCUGCUCCACCACCGCCCGCCGCGGCGCCAUCGACUGGUCGCCCCGCUUCAAGGACGCCCUCAAGCCCGUCUUCAACGACCUGUACGAGUCCGUCCGCAACGGCUCCGAGACCAAGCGCUCCCUCGACUACAACGGCCAGGCCGACUACCGUGAGAAGUACGAGGCCGAGAUGGAGGAGAUCCGCAACCUGGAGAUCUGGCGCGCCGGCAAGGCCGUCCGCUCCCUGCGUCCCGAGAACCAGAAGUAAGGUGGAAGAUGACAUCUGUCUGUCCAUCCGUCCUGCUUUGUUAGUUCAAAAUAUAGGGGAGGGGAGUCUCGAGCGGUCGAGGGCUUGUUGAUGAUCGACCGGCCAGCUCGGCUUGUCUAUUUACUUUUAGACAUGGUUCUGGAAAAACUUUCCUAGGUCACGGGGAAAUGUGCGCGUGCGUGUUUGCGCGGGCAAGGGACAAAAAGUCUGGGGAUUGUGUAUUUUAUAUCCAAUUUUGAUAUUUUUUUUUCUCCGUGAAAAUACCUCUUUUCGUUCCUGGAACUUUUUCGGACUGGAGAAAAGUAAAUCGUAUGUAUUGUGGUUUGUACAAUCCCAUCCGUCUUUGCGUUGGCCCCCUCA
Messenger RNA from Diaporthe batatas, 1804 nucleotides. RefSeq names its product ketol-acid reductoisomerase. Gene Ontology annotation, cellular component: mitochondrion. The record is from RefSeq and is a predicted model, not a curated record. Bases 230 to 1444 code for a protein of 404 amino acids. Gene Ontology annotation, biological process: L-valine biosynthetic process. Gene Ontology annotation, molecular function: ketol-acid reductoisomerase activity. The transcript has 4 exons. NCBI's taxonomy places the organism in Eukaryota, Fungi, Ascomycota, Sordariomycetes, Diaporthales, Diaporthaceae.